UAAGCAUCUUUUAUUGAUCAAAUUCAAAUCAUCUUUGGCUAGAAGUGAAUAAGAAUAACAAAAGGUUUGUGGGCAUGUAUUUAUUAAUCACCUUUGGGUAGAAUAAAAAAAAUACAAGCCACACUUUAUUAAAUCCUCCUUCAUAAACUUCAUUUAUUAAUCUGGUCCAUAUCAGCUUUGGCUAGAAAAUGGACAUAAUGCUCGUCAAACAGCUCUGGCCAGAAUUACAAAUAGAAUCCACACUUAGCUAGUGGAUUUAUAAACUUAAUUUCACAGCAAAGACAAUGUAACAUGAAAAUAAUCAUCAUCACAGCAACGCAAUGCCAUAGGAAAAAAAACAACUAAGUAUAAUAAAUUGCAUUGGAAAAUAAAUAAACAUGAACAUGAUGAAUAUAAACACUAGAGAAAUUACCUAGCGUUAAUAAGCAUAACAAAUAAUGCAAAAAUUAGCCCUAAGACUCGUAUAUAGAUCUAAAUAAAAAAAGGAAAAAUCAAUUGUUCGUUUUUCAGAAUUAGACUUGGGCCCAUUACUAUGCGCUACCAUAAUAUCUUUUUUCGGCGGCCCGAAAUUCCUCUCAAGCUGCGGUUCCCGGUGGCCCGUGUGGCCCGUUCCACAUCCCCUUUCAUUCCUCUCUCUUCCUCGCACGGUCACAUCCGCGACGGCGACGAACGGGAGAGAGAGAGAGAGAGAGAGAGGCGGCGGUGAAGCCAGCAGCAGCGGCGGAAGAGAACGACGCCGGUGGGCGCCUUUCGUCGGAUUCGCGUGCAGAUCAAGGUUGCGCGCGGCUCCGUCGACUGGUGCUCGUCGGUGUCCUUCGCGAGGCGGGCGCGGACGCGGACGCGGACGCGCACGAGCGUCCAAAACCGGCACGGCGACGGGCCUCCAACGCCGACAAGCGAGCGAGGAGGCGCAGCGGACCCGAGCACACCCGCGCAGCUGAGGGGCUUGCUCCGGCGCCGUCGUGGCCAGCGACGACGACGACGACGACGACGACGACGACGAGACCCUCAACGUAAGAACUUGCCAAAUAUAUUUGUUUUGCUACGAAAACUGAAAGUGAUUGAGCUGGAAUUCUUCUCUUGACUCCAACAACCUGACUGCUACUUCUACCAUAACUUCUAUCUACCAAGCACUUUGGACACCAGACCGAGAACUUGCUACAGCCCGGAAAAGGAUUGUAAUACAACUUCCUCACUCAUUCAUAUUCCUCAAAAUUAGAAGAUGGCCCAUGAACAGGAGCUGAUCCUCAAGUUUGACACUAUGGUCGGUGAGGAGCGUGAAAAAAAGGAGCCAACUAAUCUUUUUGAAGGUUGGAGUGAUGAGGAAAAGGUAAGCUAUAUGAGGCAGUUGGAAUUCAAUCUUCCACAAUACAGUGAGGCACCUAAUCUUGAAGACAAGGAAGUCCCGGAUAGUGUAAUUUUUGAUGUCACAGAUCCAGAGAAAAUUCAGAAAAAUUAUGUUGCUUCAAUUGGUCAUUAUAGAUCCUGGCAAUAUGUUGGUUCCGACCGACGUUUUGAGUUUGGUUCAAAACAACGCACGUUUGUGACCAGAUCAACGGGAACAUUUGUAUUCUAUUAUAGAUACAAACAUUUUCUUGUUGGCUUGAUCGUCGACGGAUAAUGUGGUUGGGUGGAAGGUGCCAUAACCCGUAAUGUUCGUGAUGGCCUUGAGUCCGUGUUGCAAUUUGCUAGAAAAGGAUCUGCCCCAGAUUAUAUCAGAAGUGCAAGAACAUAUACUCUUGCCUAUGAUGGGAAUUAUACAAAGGGUGAAAAUAUUUCGAAAAUCAAAAUGGGAAUAUGGCAGCUGUGUAAUGCAAUAGAGGGAAUAGGAGAUUUUAUUCCUGGAAAGAGUAAGUCUGAACCUGAUCCUAUGAUGUGGCAAAUCUUGAUUCUUUAUGGUCCGGAAGCUGGAAGGAUCAACUAUAUAUUUGGUCGGACAAAUAUGUCUUUAUCUAUUGAUAACAGAGUGCAUGUGGGAGUUAAGAUUCCUGCUGAUCUUGAGCCGUUUGUGCUGAAUUACUUGAAACUUUCCAAAUGUGUUAUUGCUGUGCUUGAUGGCAAGGAUUUCUUCAUGUUAAGGGAACGACGCCAAGGAGUUUAUACCAAGUUUUAUUGGCGGUUCUGAUACUAAGAAGAAAAGUGGUGUAUCCUACUCACUUCAUGCUUUCAGAUGCUCCCCCCAUGAAAUAUAAGCGAGAGGAGCCUGAUCAGGGGAAGAGGAGUAAGGCACUCACUGAUGAGCAAAAAUUGGAAGCUGUUAAUGCCAAAGGAACCACAUAUCAAGUUGGCAAACAUGAUGGAUUUUCUAUUUACCACACCGAGAAAUGGCUUAUUGACCCAUUGAAACAGGAUAAGAGAUCUUUUCCAGAAAGGCCUGAGCUCAUGAUGGUCUUAAUAUGGGUAAGCCGGCUCUGGGGUUACCUCAGCAAAAAUGCUGCAGCACUAUCUGAUACUUCCGGUGUGCAACGCGGGUUAUCUAAUGAGAGUCUGAACCUGAAUGUUAAGAAAAAUCUUCUGGUUGCUGGAAUCCAACCUAGAAAUGCUCCUAAUGUUAAUCGAAAGACCUUAAUGCCACAGGAGCAUCAUGGUCUUGAGAGGCUUGAAUUAGCUAAAGGACAAAAUGCGGCCCAGCAACACACCGCUUCAACCUUUAUGUUUUGUCCAGAAAGGUCGACCGCUGACCUGUGGUAUUGGGAGGUGUUGCAUCAGAAGUUAGAACAGAAAGACGAGAGCCCAAUAGGUGGCAGUGGUUUCUCCAUGAGGAAGUCUGGUGUAGCUUCAAGGACUGAAGAUGAACUCUGUUAUGGUGAGCCCAGAAGCAGGUUGCCUGUGGCCUUGGGAACUGAUAAUGGCAAAGUGCCCGAAAUCAUGAAAAGACGUGGCAUCUCUAGAGAGACUGACAGAAUGGAUGCUCGCAAUAAGAAGGCCAAGUUAAUGGUUGCUGAGCAUGAACAAAGACGCCGUGUUGACUCAAGUACACAAGGUUCACAUGCUAGCACAAUGGACGAGGCUGACUAUAGCACUGAUAUCCUGACAGAUGUGCAUUUCAUGGCAAGGAACAAAGCAAUGUCGAUGCAUUUUAUGAAGUGCGACCCUGAAGGGACUGCAUAUGUUACUUUUGCUGACAGGGAAACUAUUGAGGGUGCUACUUCUUUGCCUGGGACGUCAUUCUCCUCUAGAUUUUUCACAGCAACCAAGAAAGGGGAGAGUCCACUGCCUGCCAGCUGCCUCUGUAACUGAAGAGCUGUGAGAGUGUAUGUUAACCAAAGAAAAUAGGCCUACUGAUCUAAACCUUGCCCUGCCAGGAACGAAACUGUGACAGAUCAUGUACUUGAUACAAAGUCUGACUGACCGCAGGAAUCUUCCCAGUUUUUCUUUUCUCGGGAUUUACCCUUACUUGUUACAGAUACAGAUAGAUGAGGAGAAUUUGGUUGACAGGUAUGAAGAAACCUCUGAAAUUGGCCGAGGUUAUAUUUUUCCAUGGCAUUUUGAGAUGGCAUGUGUCUGCGAUCCACAAAAUCAAUAGAAAGCAUGCCUUUUUCUGAAUGUGGUUGUGGUUGAAAAACAGAAGGGCAACCUGAUUAGUAGCAUCAACAUGCAAUAUUUUUGCUCUUUGUGCUGGCUCGGAUGUUAAUGUGUGUAAUCUUGGUUUUGCGUUGCUCAGACCUAUUUUGUGUCAUUGUUACAAAUUUUUGUUGCUGAUGAUCUUGUCAUUUCAAGACCAUUGAGGUUGAGAUUGCACGGACACAUGGACACAUGAUAGGUACUGGAUUCACGAAAUAUGUUGCCUUGAUGUAUAAGGGAACUUCCUAAAACUAGAAGUAAUCUGGAAGUAAAUAAUAAUUAUGUGACUGUGGCUUUAGAUGAGGAGAACAUUUUUCUUACUAAUGGAGAAGGGGACAAAAAUCCUGUUAACACCUGGUGUCCUGAAAGAGAGUUGGAUAUAGAGGAGUUUACUGUUGUUAGAUCUAAAGAAAAAAGAAAGAAAAGGAAGCUCAUGUUGUAUCUAACAUUAAUGUAGAACUCAAUGAUAUCUUAAUUAAUGAGGAACUUUACCUCCUUCAAGAGUCACAUGAGAGGUGGCUUUUAAAAGGGGAUAAAAACAUUGCCUAUUUCCAGAAGAUUGCUAAUGGAAAGAAAAGAAAAACUACUAUUCACUCUCUAUCUGCUAAUGGUGUUACUGUUGAGGGUGCAGAGAAUCUUUUGGUUCAUGCUACUGAGAAACUAUCUGACCUUGAUAAUGAAAUGCUCAAUAGACCAUUUACUGUAGAAGAGGUUAACUGUGCUUUUUUUCUAUGGAUAAUAAUAAUGCGCAUGGUCCUGAUAAUAUACCUGAUGAGUUCAUUCAGUGUUGCUGGGACAUUGUACAUGCUGAUAUUAUGAAAAUGUUCCAUGCUUUUCAUGCUGGCUCAAUGGAUGUGCAGAGGCUGAAUUAUGGGAUUAUUACCCUAAUCACCGAAUCUUCUUAUGCUAAUAAAAUCCAACCGUUUCGACCCAUUUGCCUCCUUAGAUGCUUGUAUAAAUUGAUUGAUAAAGCUUAAGGGGAAGUCAUUAGGUCCAGUAUCACUCAAAUUGCAUUUGGUAAGGGGAAGUCAUUAGGUCCAGUAUUUCCUAUUUUCACGUGUCUAUGUUUUUUGUGAAUAAGACUUCCAUUGGAAAGUUUGGAUAAACAUCGUAGAGGGAGGUAGGAAGAGGUAUUGUUUGUUUAAACGGUCUAGAGUGCGUGGAUCUGAAACUAAAGGGGGGUUGGGUAUUUUAAGAAGAUAAAAUUUAAGUUUCCUGGUUAAGUGGUGGUGGAAACUUGAACAUUUUUUGACAUUUUCAGGGCUAAAUACUUCAAGAGAGAUACAAUUGCCAGUGUUAAAGGGAAGUUUUUUUUUAAGUCUCCUAUUUGGAAGGAUCUUUUGAAAGUUAAAGAAUUUUACAUGCUGGGAAGGGGUAACUGUUAAGUCUAGAGAUGUUGCUAGAUUAUGCAAAGAAUCCUGGGAUAUAAUGUUGCCUUAUGUGAGAAAUUCUCUCAAUUAAGUGCUAGAUACAUCCAUUUAAGUGACAAGAUUUUUGGGAUAGA
Messenger RNA from Aegilops tauschii subsp. strangulata, 5068 nucleotides. RefSeq lists its product as uncharacterized. Lineage: Eukaryota; Viridiplantae; Streptophyta; Magnoliopsida; Poales; Poaceae. The record is from RefSeq and is a predicted model, not a curated record.